Molecule: messenger RNA, 3331 nt
Organism: Larimichthys crocea (large yellow croaker)
Lineage: Eukaryota; Metazoa; Chordata; Actinopteri; Sciaenidae
Gene: acer3
Product: alkaline ceramidase 3
Exons: 11
Coding region: 33-836 (267 amino acids)
Biological process (GO): phytosphingosine biosynthetic process; ceramide metabolic process
Cellular component (GO): endoplasmic reticulum membrane
Molecular function (GO): N-acylsphingosine amidohydrolase activity
Source: RefSeq, a predicted model, not a curated record
CACCGGCCUCCUCCUCCUUCUUCUCUUCCAUCAUGGCUCCCUCGUUAGACAGGCAAGGAUACUGGGGGCGGCCGACCUCAACGCUGGACUGGUGUGAAGAAAAUUAUGUCGUCUCUUUUUACAUCGCGGAAUUUUGGAACACUGUCAGCAACCUGAUUAUGAUUCUUCCUCCCAUUUGUGGGGCCAUACUGACGUUUCGUGAUGGACUUGAGUUUCGCUACGUCUGCUCCUUCCUCGGACUGGCAGCUGUUGGUGUUGGUUCCUGGUGCUUCCACAUGACGUUGCUAUAUGAGAUGCAGCUACUGGACGAGUUACCAAUGAUUUACAGCACAUGCGUCUUUGUCUACUGUCUAUAUGAAUGCUUCAAACAAGAGAACAACAUCAGCUUCAUUCCUAUUGCAUUAUUAUUAAUCUUCAGUGUCUCAGUCACUGUGGUAUACUUACAAUGGAAGGAGCCAGUUUUUCACCAGGUCAUGUAUGGUGCUCUAGUAGCUUGCCUAGUGAUGCGAUCUAUCUUCAUUGUUACAUGGGUGUACCCGUGGCUCAGACCGCUGUGUUACACCUCCUUAGGAGUCUUUCUGUUCGGGUUCCUACUGUGGAACAUUGACAAUAUCUUCUGUGACACGAUAAGAGCCAGUAGACAAACACUUCCCCCUGGUGUUGGAGUAGUAACACAGUUCCAUGCCUGGUGGCACAUCUUUACAGGCCUUGGCUCCUACCUGCACAUACUUCUCAGCUUGCAGAUCAGAGCAACCUACCUCAAGUACAGACCAAAAGUAAAGUUUCUCUGUGGAGUUUGGCCCACGCUGCACAUCGAACCGCAGAAGACAAGCUGAGAUGAAGUGACGUGGACCAACUUACGGAUGGUGACUGCCAUAUCCAGACACCAUCGGCACAGGGACCUGCUAACGCCCACUGCUGGGAACUCAGCCCACAGCUAGGGGGCAGGUGGAGCCCCCAAAGCACCUCUCCAGGGACCCUUUGGUUCUGCACUAAGGGGAUUUACUAAGUACAGUAUAGUACUGAGUCCAGUUUUAAGAAAUGGAAGAAUUUUUUCAUUAAUCAUAAUUUAUUAGACUAGCUUUUCUGUAAUUUUAUUGAAGUGUAAUACUUUUAUUUGCCUCAUUUUUAAUGCAAAUAUGAUGUGUCGUCCACUGCAGUGGUAAAUAUUGAAGGCGUUAUGGUUGUUAUUAGGGUUUGGGAAAACAGUGUCAUUGAUUGAGAAUUUACAUUAAUUUACAUUAUCAUAUUUAUUGUUGUAUGUUUAGAUAUUUGAAUCUCCUAAGCCUAAAUACAUAUAAAUAGAUCAGUAAAACAGGCGUAACUAGGACUUUUGUCUUGGUUACACUGCUUGUGUGUAGUUUAACAAGCAGCCGAGGGAGCUCUGCUUACAACACAGUAUUGUUGCUCCCCCUUUUCAAAGAGAAGUGUAUUGUCUCUGGGUGUAUUCACUACAAAUAAGAUGGUAACUGCCAGCUAGAAGGUGAAAGUGAUACUGCGUUGGUGUGACCCAGCUGUCUUGACGAGCAGAUCCUUCUAUUCUGUUUGUCCCCAGGCUUUAAUCUUUACCAGAAACUUUCCUAUCAAACAUGCCAACACUGGAAUUAUUCUUUUUUUUUUUUUUUCGUUGCCAAUGUUGCUCUGGGAUUGGUGUAAUGUGUGAAAUAUUUUAAUCUUUUACCUCGUUAUAAUCAAACAACAACUGUGACGCCUGUAGUUUUGUAAGGAAACCUCAUCACACUGAAUUAGAAUUUCGCUUACGACAGGGUUAAAUAUUUUCCCAGGAGCGCAAAGCGAGUUGGACCACUUUCCACAUCUCACGUUUCUGUGGACAGAGAAACUCUUUCUCACAGUCUUUUUAACGCGAUAGCUCUGUGAGGGACUAGAGUUUUAUAAGCCACGGCUCAAGCCCACAGGGUGGGUGUGUUACGUUUAAGAAACCCCUUUGUUGGGAUGUAACCAGCAUCAGACAGGUGUGAGCGGACACAAAUACUGCAAACACACAGAAAGAUCAUCAGCUCAACUCGCCCGUAAUCUUUCUCGAGCCACUAUCAGCGUGAAGAUCGUUGUGUACAGCACAGUUAGCCAUGAGGGCGGAUAGAUGAAACUCAGCUAAUAUAGACAACAUUUGAUAUUUGUAAUUAAACAUUCAGUCACCAAAUGAAUGAAUGGAACAUGUCUGAAUCAUUUUCAUAAGCUGCAGGGAAUCGGGUACAAGGUGCACUCAGUUCAAAGUAGGUUUUUGUCUCAGAAUGCUCAUGGUGGUUGAGUGCCCGCCCUUCUAAUGAGAAAAAUACUUCAUUUAAGCUCAGUGUAGAUGUCCCUUUAUCUACAGGUUCUUAAGAUCUAUCCCACAUUACUACAUUAUUUAUUAGUCCUUUGUACUUUCAGUUAUUUUCACCAUGACAGCAAGGUGAAGCGUCAGACGGCACAUACACACCUCGUGAGGAAGUAUUGUGAAACAGUGUAUGAUACAACCACUAGGUGGCAGAACUUUCCAGCUUGUUUCAGACAUUGCCAAGCGUACCAGUGUGCAUUGAAGAACUACUACCUACCUAAUGAAGGAACUUUGCCUCAGUUUUUUUUUUUUUUUUUCUUGUACUGGAGCCUGUGUUGUGAAAUGAAGGGCUUUUUUAUUUACACUGUUUGUUUUGCUGCUGUGAAGUCGUGGAUAUGUAACGGUAACAAUACAACCUGGAGCUCGGGGGCGGGGGGGUUAAUUGUGGUUAAAUAUAAGAUGCACAACGUUAUUGUACGGAGAUAUUUGUCUCCGUGUGGCCUCCUAAACUGCUGUGUGCUGGACAUCACACACUACAUUCAUGUUCUAUGUCGCUAACUCUCACAUGUUUGGGUAUAGACGUCGCGUGAUCCCAGUGUUACAAACAUUCAUGAGCACAAUGUAUGAAAGACAAGUAUUAACAUUGUUCAAAUGUCUGUGUGUUAUUAUCCUGAAAUCACUGCUCAUCAGUAGAGGUGAGCAGCCGUCAAAGAGGGUGCCUUAUUGUUAUUCCUGCAGUGUAAUCCGAGUUGCCUUGAUGUUCAUGAUAAACUGUUCAUAUUGUCCCCCGUCGUGUUGUGCGGUGCGCCCUUCCCCUGAUUAUAAGCAGUUAACAGCUUAUGAUGUCUUUGGCCUUCCAUUCAUUUCAUGUGUCCAACACUCUACUUACAGGUUGUUCUAAUGUUAAAUGUAGCUGUAAGUGAUCAUACUUAUGUGAUAAGGCCAGAAGAGAAAACUCUGCCAACAUGUUUGUUGAACUUUGGUCAUGUGCCAGUCUUUAAUGAUGUCUUGUAUUGUCAAAUAAAAGAAAAUGUGUCAAGACACCAAACUUUA